AUGCCCUGCCGCCAGCUGUUGACAGGAGGGGCACUCUCACAGCGCGCCAGGGGUCCCUCGCUGCCCCCGGCAACCCGUCCGCCCGCCAUGCGCGGCCGUUCUUCAGCGCCAGGCGUGAUGUUGUUCGGUCGCUGCAAGCUUGAAGCCGGCGAGAAACGCGAAAUCAACAAGUCGCGGCGCCGUUUUCGUGACUAUUUAACCCUUUUGGGCCUAGCGCCCGUCGCCCCCCAACCUCGCAUCAAAACAAACAUGACGAAGUUCGACGAAGAUCAACCAAAACAACAACAACAACAACAACAACGACGACGACACUGCCGCCGACAAACAGCAAACAUCCGCGCCGCCAGCAACUUGAGACAAGCAAGAGGAGGAUACCGGCACGAAGAGUAG
Messenger RNA from Trichophyton rubrum CBS 118892, 390 nucleotides. RefSeq lists its product as uncharacterized. Bases 1 to 390 code for a protein of 129 amino acids. Lineage: Eukaryota; Fungi; Ascomycota; Eurotiomycetes; Onygenales; Arthrodermataceae. The transcript has a single exon. The record is from RefSeq and is a predicted model, not a curated record.